Rhopilema esculentum is the source of this 1921-nucleotide messenger RNA. Its product is annotated as T-complex protein 1 subunit theta. Lineage: Eukaryota; Metazoa; Cnidaria; Scyphozoa; Rhizostomeae; Rhizostomatidae. Gene Ontology annotation, biological process: protein folding. The record is from RefSeq and is a predicted model, not a curated record. Gene Ontology annotation, molecular function: ATP hydrolysis activity; ATP-dependent protein folding chaperone; ATP binding.
CGCUCUCGACCCAGACCCUUUGAGCACAUGAAGGCAGAUGGGCCUAAGCAUUUGAAGGUGUGACGGAAAGUAAUAGUUGAAGACGCUCGAAUAAAGCUACAGCCAUGGCUAUGUCAAUACCAAGAACAGUUUUGCAAAGUAUGAUGAAGGAGGGAGCCAAGCAUUACAGUGGUCUUGAUGAGGCUGUGUACCGAAACUUAGAGGCUUGCAAACAGUUCACUGACAUAACAAGAUCAUCAUAUGGGCCAAAUGGCAUGAACAAGAUGGUAAUUAAUCAUUUAGAGAAGCUUUUUGUCACAAAUGACGCAGCAACUGUUAUCAAAGAAUUAGAGGUUCAACACCCUGCUGCAAAAAUGAUUGUGAUGGCUGCAAAUAUGCAGGAGCAAGAAGCAGGAGAUGGCACAAACUUUGUUUUGAUAUUUGCUGGUGCAUUAUUACGAGAAGCUGAAAAACUCUUAAGAAUGGGACUAUCACCUUCAGAGGUUGUGGAUGGAUUUGACAUAGCCUUAAAGAGGGCAUUAGAAAUAUUGCCAGAUCUUGUAUGUGCAAAUGCAAAGAAUCUGAGGGAUCCAUCUGAAGUUGCAAAAUUUAUCAAGCCAACAAUUGCUAGCAAACAGUAUGGAAAUGAAGAUUUUUUGUCAGAGCUCAUCGCAAAAGCAUGUAUUUCAAUUUACAGACAAGACGGUAGUUUCAACGUAGACAGUGUUCGAGUUUCAAAAAUUCUUGGUUCAGGAAUGCAUGCCUCUGAAGUGGUAAGGGGGAUGGUCUUUCAACGAGAAGCUGAAGGAGAUAUCAGAAAAGUUGAAAAUGCCAAGAUUGCUGUUUUCUCUUGUGCGUUAGACUCUGCAACUACUGACACAAAGGGAACCGUUUUAAUCAAAGCAGCAGAGGAAUUAAUGAACUUUAGUAAAGGAGAAGAAGAUCUUUUGGAAGCUCAAAUUCGAGGAGUAGCAGAAACAGGUGUAAAUAUGAUUGUUAGUGGUGGAAAAGUCGCAGAUAUGGCCCUACAUUUUUGCAACAAGUAUAAAAUCAUGGUUUUAAGGUUGAACUCAAAAUUUGAUUUAAGAAGACUAAGUCGAGCUGUGCAAGCAAUAAUUCUCCCAAAAAUAACGGUGCCUACUGCAGAGGAAAUUGGUCAUUGCGAUCAUGUAACAGCAGCUGAAAUCGGAGAAGCACCUGUAACAAUAUUCCGACAAGAGCGAGAAGAAACUGCUGUGUCAACUAUAGUCGUCCGUGGAGCAACACAAAAUAUUCUUGAUGAUAUAGAGCGAUCAAUAGACGAUGGCGUAAACACUUUCAAGGCAUUUACAAGAGAUGCCAGGCUAUUGCCAGGGGCAGCUGCAACUGAGAUCGAAAUUGCACAUCAGUUACAAAAGUACAGUCAGACUCUCCCUGGAUUAGAACAAUAUUCAGUAAGGAAAUAUGCAGAAGCUUUCGAAGCCUUCCCCAAAGCAUUGGCUGAAAACUCGGGAACAAAGGCGACCGAACUUAUUUCCAACCUGUACGCCGCACACAACGCUGGCGAAAAAACCAUAGGCUUCAACAUCGAGGGUGAAGGUGCGAGUACACUUGAUGCCGCAGAGGCUGGCAUACUGGAUUCAUACCUCGUUAAAUACUGGGCAAUAAAGUAUGCCUCAAACGCUGCAAUGACUGUCCUCAAGGUCGAUCAAAUUAUCAUGGCAAAAGCGGCAGGAGGGCCUAAGCCAAAAGAAAACAAGAACUGGGAUGAAGAUUAAAAAUCGGCUGUAUUAUAGAGAUGGUGGUUGGCACCAGCCCCAGAAUGGACCUUGCCCUUGGCCGAAAGGCCAGCAAUUGAACUUUUUGGCAAUUAGAAGAACCAAUCGGUUGUUUCAGGAACCCUUCGAAAUAGACACAACUUAAAAAUGUUGCGAUUACAGUUAGACAAUAAAGUCCAAUGUUA